This is a messenger RNA of Aspergillus alliaceus, 1095 nucleotides long. Its product is annotated as ACP S-malonyltransferase. The record is from RefSeq and is a predicted model, not a curated record. Gene Ontology annotation, molecular function: [acyl-carrier-protein] S-malonyltransferase activity. The coding region runs from base 1 to 1095 and encodes 364 amino acids. Lineage: Eukaryota; Fungi; Ascomycota; Eurotiomycetes; Eurotiales; Aspergillaceae. Gene Ontology annotation, cellular component: mitochondrion. Gene Ontology annotation, biological process: fatty acid biosynthetic process. The transcript is spliced from 2 exons.
AUGUGUCGUACCGGUCACAGUUUGUCAGAAGACAUCAAAGAGGAUGGUCAUGGGGUACAGCGCGUGGGCAUGGUCUCUUCUUGGAUCAACAGCUUUCCGGACAUCGCUGGGAGUUUCUUAGAUGAAAUGGACAAUAUAUUAGGCUUUCGACUCUCUCGUAUUAUCGCAGAAGGGCCGAAUUCAGAAUUGAAUAAAACAGAGAAUUCGCAACCUGCUAUUAUGGCAACAUCAAUUCUCAUCCUUCGAAUCUUGGAACAGAGGUUUGGGUUUGAUACGAAAUCACGUGUGGACGUCACCCUUGGUCAUAGUCUGGGAGAGUUUUCUGCUUUGGUUGCUGCGGGUUAUCUUGAUUUUUGCGACGCCCUUAAACUAGUCCGACGCCGGGCAGAGAUAAUGGCUGACUGCACGCGACAAGCCUCCUCGGAAUCUGGCGAAGAUUAUGGGAUGGUAGCGCUCGUUUGUGAACCUGAUCAUCUCAACGGGUUGCUUGCGACGAUUCAUGAAUUCCUAGGCCUUACGGCGUCUAGUCUGAAAGACGAUAUGAAUUACGGAAUGCCAUCUAUUGAAAAAGUUAUGGUGGCAAAUGUCAACUCUAAGAAUCAAAUAGUGCUGAGUGGCAGCAUUGAAAGGAUAAGAACUCUUCUCAUACAGCUUCGUCAAUUUGGGGGUCAUGAUCCACGUGCAGUGAGACUAAACAGUGAGAGCCCGUUCCACAGUCCCAUAAUGGCGCCUGCGACAGAGUACAUGAUUCAUGCUCUUGACAACAUUAGAAUCAAUUUUCCAGCGCAUAUGCCAUGUGUAUCGAACGUUUCUGGUCUUCCUUUCCGCUCGGAAGAGGAACUAAAGAGGCUACUAUCACAACAGUGUGUUGAUACUGUGCGAUGGUGGGAUAGUAUUCGGUAUCUAGACCAAGAGAGGGGUGUCAAACGUUGGAUUGGCAUAGGCCCCGGGAAAGUUGGCAGAAACUUGGUUGGGAAAGAAGUUGGUAAGGUCAUGGCUAAAGGAGGUGGUGUUUGGGCAAUAUGUGAUACUCGCGAGCUUGAAGACAUUGUCAAGAGUCUUGAACAGACAGAGGUCGAGGUUUUGUGUGAUUAG